AUGGCAUUCCCGAAUAAAGAACCAGUUCCUAAGGAAGUAGUCUAUAUGCAAAUGGUUCAAGAUUCAUGUAUUUUCAAAGUUGUUCUAAGUGGUGUAGCAGUCGAUCCAUCGAUAUAUGAACAGCCAAUGAAACAACAAUUAAAAGCUACUGCGAAAGAUAUGAUCCAACGAUCUUAUUCUACGGCUAAAAAUUUUGCUAUCGUUGGUGCAAUAUUUACUGGUACUGAGUGUAUUAUAGAGGGG
Racocetra fulgida is the source of this 243-nucleotide messenger RNA. The record is from the annotation of a GenBank genome assembly. Lineage: Eukaryota; Fungi; Glomeromycota; Glomeromycetes; Diversisporales; Gigasporaceae.